GGAGGCGGGGGAGGCGAGGCCCCCGGGACCGCGAGCGGCAGCUGGGGAGGGGGCCGCGGAGCCGGAGCGCGAGCAAAACAGCUGAUCUGAUUUUCCUUUAAAGCGAAAGAAAAUGGAAGUCGGGUAGCGGCGACUGCGGCGCUGCGGGCUGGCGGAGCGGAGCAGCGCGGCAGAGUUCUCAGUGGCUGUGAUCUCACACCUUCUACUGGGGCAACAUGGGCCAUUUCCAGCAGGGACAGUGCAGUGUCGGCCCAGACGCCUGACUGCCACACGCCUCCAGAGAAUUGCAGUGUCUGAAAGGUGGAAGUGACGGAAGACGCGACUGUCCCAGUGCGUGGAGGGGAGGAAGAAGGCAGUUUCUUAAUUGGUGCCACACACAUCAGGUGGAUGGUUUCUAGCCUGCUUCCCAACCCCACCUCGGCUGAGUGCUGGGCAGCCCUUCUACAUGAUCAUAUGACUCUUGAUAUGGACGCAGUCCUGUCAGACUUUGUUCGGUCCACGGGGGCAGAACCUGGUCUGGCCAGAGACCUGCUGGAAGGCAAAAACUGGGACCUGACAGCCGCCCUGAGUGACUAUGAGCAACUCCGACAGGUGCACACAGCCAACCUGCCACAUGUGUUCAACGAAGGCAGAUGUCCCAAGCAGCCAGAGCGAGAGCCGCCCCAGCCUGGACAGAAGGCGGAGCGGUCCUGCCUGCAGAGGCAGGACGACAUUGCCCAAGAAAAGCGUCUUUCCCGGGGGAUCUCCCACGCCAGCUCUGCCAUUGUCUCCCUGGCACGUUCGCACGUGGCGAGUGACUGCAGCACCGAGCAGUUCCCCCUGGAGAUGCCCAUCUACACGUUCCAGUUGCCGGAUCUGAGCGUGUACAGUGAGGACUUCAGGAGCUUCAUUGAGCGGGACCUGAUCGAGCAGGCGACCAUGGUGGCCUUGGAGCAGGCAGGUCGCCUCAACUGGUGGUCCACUGUGUGCACGAGCUGUAAACGGCUUCUUCCUUUGGCCACGACGGGGGAUGGGAACUGUCUUUUACAUGCUGCCUCACUGGGAAUGUGGGGUUUUCAUGACCGAGACCUGGUGCUGCGGAAAGCGCUCUACACCAUGAUGAGGACAGGGGCUGAGAGAGAAGCCCUGAAGCGGCGGUGGCGGUGGCAGCAGACACAGCAGAACAAGGAGUCAGGGCUGCUGUACACCGAGGAAGAGUGGGAGCGAGAAUGGACGGAGCUGCUGAAGUUGGCGUCCAGCGAGCCGCGAACGCACUUCAGCAAGAACAGCGGCUCGGGCGGGGGCGUGGACAACGCCGAGGACCCCGUGUACGAGAGCCUGGAAGAGUUCCACGUUUUCGUCUUGGCCCAUAUAUUAAGGAGGCCGAUCGUUGUCGUAGCAGAUACGAUGCUGAGGGACUCAGGUGGAGAAGCAUUCGCCCCAAUCCCGUUCGGAGGGAUUUACCUGCCCUUGGAGGUGCCUCCCAACAGGUGCCACUGCUCGCCUCUGGUUCUCGCCUACGAUCAAGCGCAUUUCUCUGCCCUGGUGUCCAUGGAGCAGAGAGAUCAGCAAAGAGAACAAGCCGUGAUCCCCCUGACGGAUUCGGAGCACAAGCUGCUGCCUCUGCACUUUGCAGUGGACCCCGGCAAGGAUUGGGAGUGGGGGAAAGACGACAACGACAACGCCCGGCUAGCCCACCUGAUCCUGUCGCUGGAAGCCAAGCUGAACCUCCUGCACAGCUACAUGAAUGUGACGUGGAUCCGUAUCCCUUCCGAGACCCGGGCCCCUCUGGCACAGCCGGAAUCUCCCACGGCCUCCGUGGGAGAGGAUGUGCAGUCCCUGGCCGACUCCCUGGACUCGGACCGCGACUCGGUGUGCAGCAACUCCAACAGCAAUAACGGCAAAAACGGCAAGGACAAAGACAAGGAGAAGCAGCGCAAAGAGAAGGACAAGACCCGCGCGGACUCCGUGGCCAACAAGCUGGGCAGCUUCAGCAAGACGCUGGGCAUCAAGCUGAAGAAGAACAUGGGCGGCCUGGGCGGCCUGGUGCACGGCAAGAUGGGCCGCGCCAACUCGGCCCACGGCAAGAACGGCGGCGACGCGCCCGAGCGCACCAAGGACAAGAAGGUCAAGUCGCGCAAGGGCAGCAAGGAGGAGUCGGGCGCGUCGGCGAGCACGUCGCCAUCGGAGAAGACCACGCCGUCCCCCACGGACAAGGCGGCGGGCACGUCGCCGGCCGAUAAGGGCGGCGGGCCGCGGGGCGACGCCUGGAAGUACAGCACGGACGUGAAGCUCAGCCUCAACAUCCUGCGCGCCGCCAUGCAGGGCGAGCGCAAGUUCAUCUUCGCCGGCCUGCUGCUCACCAGCCACCGGCACCAGUUCCACGAGGAGAUGGUCGGCUACUACCUGAGCAGCGCGCAGGAGCGCUUCAGCGCCGAGCAGGAGCAGCGGCGCCGCGACGCUGCCGCCGCCGCGCCGCCGGCGCGCCAGAGCGUCAUCCACGUGCAGGCGGCGGGCGCGCGGGACGAAGCGUGCGCGCCGGCCGUGGGCGCGCUGCGGCCGUGCGCCACGUACCCGCAGCAGAACCGCUCGCUGUGGUCGCAAAGCUACAGCCCGGCGCGCGCCGCCGCCCUGCGCACCGUCAACACGGUGGAGUCGCUGGCGCGCGCCGUGCCCGGAGCCCUGGCCGGCGCGGCCGAGCCCAAGUCGCAGACCUACACCAACGGCUUCGGCGCCGCGCGCGACGGCCUGGAGUUCGCCGACGCCGACGCGCCGGCCGCGCGCUCGAACGCUGAGUGCGGCCGAGGCGGGCCGGGCCCCGCGCAGCGGCGCUGCCAGCGCGAGAACUGCGCUUUCUACGGGCGCGCGGAGACCGAGCACUUGUGCUCCUACUGCUACCGCGAGGAGCUGCGGCGGCGACGCGAGGCGCGCGGGGCCCGGCCCUGAGCCAGCGCCCGUGCACGACUGCUCUCCAUCCUGUCGGUGUCUUUUCUACGUGCCCUGGUCACCCGGAAGGCCGGCGACCCCCGUGUCAGUGCCGUGUACAUGUUUGGUCAAAUGUUCCUACUGGUGCCUGAACCUACACUGACGCCACUCAGGUAGUAGACGGAUAGGAAACAAGUCAUACUGUCGGCAGUGGGUGUGCUAGCUAGCAUCUGCCUCGUACCGUGGAAACUCAUAGCCAUUGCGAGAGUAUUUUUGUUCCGAAAUAAAGAGAUUUGCAGCCCUUUGUUUUUAGAAGGGAGUGUUUUACAUGCCUUUUUUUUUUUUUUGCUUUUUUUCCCCCCUCUUUAAUUCAGCCACUGACCUCUUCCAGCAGCGGUCACGUGCGUGCGCUCAGUGCCACCUGGGGGUGAGAAGCAAAGGCUGCCAGGGACUGUGGGGGCGGCUCCAGCGGCUUCCCUUCCCAGGUCCCUGCAGGAGAGGAGACACUUGGCCGCCAGCUGACGCUCCGGUGGUCACGGUGGCCCUUUAGGAAUACACACGGCUCCAUCAUAAGCAAAACCAACUCCCACAGCCCCCACCCCCACCCCCGCUCCCCGGGCUCGAGCAACGUUCACACUGCCAUCCAACCGCGGGCGUCCGUAGGAUGGGCACCGGACAAGCUACCUCGCAGGGCACGGUGAGGGGUAGUGGUCGCUCCUGGUGCCCGGCAGCUCAGGUGACAGGAGCUUUCUAAACACACCUUGGGUCCAAAAAGCAAGGUCUGAACCCAUGAUUCGGAGUUGCCCAUAUAUGAGCAAAGAUGCCAGCCUGCUCACUUUUCUCCUUUGAAGACACUUGCACAGUGGACUGUCGCCAGAGGGCCCCUAGGAAGUGACCAUCGGUGCCCCAGGAGAGAAACUGACCCUUUUUGGUGACUGUGUAAGCCCCCACUAGGCUGCUUUGAAAUGCGGCUGCGCCUCUUUCCAAAGGAAAGGGGCCGGGGAAAGCCAGGAAGAAAGCCCACCCCACCCCACCCGCAUCUGUCUGGGUUCAGCCAGGUACAGGGUCACCAUUCCCAUUGGGGUCCCCUCCGUAGGGCAGGGAUCUCCUUGCCUGUGGCUCCAUAACACAGUGAGGGGGCAGCCCCGUCCCUGAGCGGUCCCUUUUUUGGUGCCUCCUACAUUUCUUGAGGAAAAAUUUAAAAUGUGUCCUUAGCUACCCUGUUUUGUGCAGCAAUAUGCAACCUCUUCCUUCCAAGAUUACCUCUGGAGAUCACAUUCUGGGCCAAGGACACUAAGUUAAACCUGCCUCACGAGAGCUCCUUUCCAAGAAAUACCGCUACGAUGGGGAAAAUCCUUGCCAGGAAAAGAAUACUCAAAAAUCCGUGGGAACCUUAGGAGCGCCUGUAACAAGCCUAAGAAAGGAGAAAGCACCCAGCUUUGCUGUAAUAACCUCAGGAAGUGCAGGAAGCAGACCAUCUUUCAUUGGAGCCAGCCUGUCCUCUACAAGGGAUGCUUCACCCUUAUCCCACCAGACACAAGGAGCAGCAAAAAAAAAAAAAAAGGAAUUUUUUUUUACUUGUUUGAAGAAUUAUAAUAAACUAAUUUGAGUAUCUCCUGUAAUUUCCUUUUCGUUUUUAAUUAUUUCACAGCCUGUGGAGUUUUCAGUAACUUAUUCACGUUUUGCAUAAAUGGUUCCUUAACAUUAAUCAAAAUUCUUUAUGAAAUAGAAUCUUUAAGAAAUUUUUUGAAAGCUUUCCUAUUCAUGCUGAACAAUACUUUCCAUGUGUGGUAAUUACAUCACAUCCCUGAUAUUACUGGGGUUUCUUUGUUACUCAGAGCAACAACAACAAAAAGGUUUUUUAAAAUCUCUCAUCGAGAGGGUUUGUGGCAGCUUUUUGGACUGACUCUUCAUGUCACACUUUAUCAUGCUGGGAGGUCACAGGAGGUGUUGCUUCACAUGUAGACACUGCUGUCACUCCUCAGUCUUAGGAGGCUGCGAUGGCCAACCUUGAAAUACUUAUUCUGAAACCAGUCUCGUGCGCACAAGAAGGAGGCAUAGAGUAAAUUCUUGCUGGUUUUUUUUAUUUUUUUAAUGUGAAAACAGCCAACCAGAAAAUUUCAAAAUGGGCUAUGCAAAUAUUGUGUCUUUCUCACGCCCUCUGCCUGGUUGGGAAAAAAAAAAAGGCAAACAAUAAAAAACUGUUGUAAUAAGAGAGGAAAACCUUCAAAACCAGGCAGUGUUUAGUCACAGAUAUUACCAACUAAUGGUGACCUCUCUAUAUCUCCUUGAAUUUCCAGUCACCUCUGCCCUACCCCCAUCUGACAGAUGUGCCACCAGUAACAGUCUGAGAUCCAGCCACUGGCCACCACGUGGGCUCCUCCCACAUGUGGCAGGUCCCCUGAUUUAGAGUGGCUCUGAGGCACCUGUGGGUGCUGCCCCAGCUGACAUACAAUUCAGUCACCUCGUUUACAAAUAGCCGUUUCCUUUUGCGAGAGGUCUGUGUCCAUCCUUCCUCUAAUUAGUAUAGAAAAGUGAGGGAGCCUGCUGUUAGAUUACGGUCACUGGUCCAGUGUGGCAUGAUCCCUGGUCAGGGAUCUGGACCAAAGUAGUUUCCAGGCUGGGUGGGAACUCAUAGAAACCGCUGUAUUGAUCACAUGUGGGCCAGGAGGUCCCCUAAUGCCUUUCUGUGACCUGGGGUCCUUUGUGGAGCAAGGACAGGGAGGUGGAUUAUGGGUACUGGAGAAAAGGAAAGCCAGUCCUAAUUGGAGAAAGGCUGUGAGCCUCACUUUCGCACUCGUCCCAGACACAGGCUGCCUCUGAGCAGCCUUUCUGCUUGAUCUGGCCAGACGUCCCUUUCCAGGAUGGUUGGACAUCUCCAAGGGACAGCAAGUUUCUAGAAGGAUCCCCGAUACUUCUAAACUCCAAUGGAGGUUAUUUCCAUAAUUUACUUCACAUUUCCCACACAUGCGUUACCUGGGUAUAUGAUUUUUUUAAAAUAAUACAUUGUUCAAGGAAGGUCUUUCUAAGUGUAUUGUGUCUGUAGAUUUUAUGCUAUGUUAUGUUGAAAUUUUACAAGCCACGUUUAAAUUGUACUAUAGAAUUUAUUUUUAUAUUAUUUCCAGACUAUGCCACAGAGCAAUAUUUUGUGCCCUUACAUUGUCACAGGGUUGUCCCCUUGGAAAAGUAACUGUGGGUGGGAAGGGGCCCCACUGUGGGGCCUUGGAGUCUAAAUGCUUUUUGCUAUUUGUUCAAACCCCCUAUGAAAGUGGGAACGUGUCAGUGUCUUUUCUCUUUCCGUGGAAAGCUUGAUUUUUUUUUUUGGUCGUUUGUGGAUAUUGGUACUGCGCCUUCCCUCUUCAAUGAAUAUAUCACGAA
Messenger RNA from Hipposideros armiger (great roundleaf bat), 6282 nucleotides. It is a transcript of the gene OTUD7A, whose product is annotated as OTU deubiquitinase 7A. The transcript has 15 exons. Gene Ontology annotation, molecular function: DNA binding; cysteine-type deubiquitinase activity; zinc ion binding. The record is from RefSeq and is a predicted model, not a curated record. The coding region runs from base 388 to 2925 and encodes 845 amino acids. Gene Ontology annotation, cellular component: cytoplasm; nucleus. Gene Ontology annotation, biological process: protein K48-linked deubiquitination; protein deubiquitination involved in ubiquitin-dependent protein catabolic process; protein K63-linked deubiquitination. Lineage: Eukaryota; Metazoa; Chordata; Mammalia; Chiroptera; Hipposideridae.